Drosophila navojoa is the source of this 1539-nucleotide messenger RNA. RefSeq names its product mitochondrial translation elongation factor Tu 2 (gene mEFTu2). The record is from RefSeq and is a predicted model, not a curated record. Gene Ontology annotation, cellular component: mitochondrion. Gene Ontology annotation, molecular function: GTPase activity; translation elongation factor activity; GTP binding. Lineage: Eukaryota; Metazoa; Arthropoda; Insecta; Diptera; Drosophilidae. Gene Ontology annotation, biological process: mitochondrial translational elongation.
AUGAGACGUGUUUUGCUUAAGCUUUGCAGGCAAUACGAAGCAGCCGCUCUGCACAGGCUGCACGGUGCUUUAACUCCUCCUUGCAAUGGCCGCAACACCAGCAGAAUAUGCGCUAGUUCACGUUCGUUUACGACAAAUAUUCAGGACAAGCCAAAAGUGGACCCCAAUCGGCGGGAGCGACCACACUGCAAUGUGGGCACCAUCGGGCAUGUCGAUCAUGGCAAGACAACGCUUACGGCGGCAAUAACCAAAAUUCAGUCGAGAAAAGGCUUGGCUGAUUACAUGUCGUAUGACCAAAUCGAUCGGGCGCCUGAGGAAAAAGCUCGCGGCAUAACCAUAAAUGCCUGUCACAUUGGCUAUGCGACCGCAGAACGCACCUACGCACACACGGACUGUCCGGGCCAUGCUGAUUACAUAAAGAACAUGAUUUCUGGUGCAUCGCAAAUGGACGGAGCUAUUUUAGUGGUGGCCGCCACUGAUGGACAAAUGCCACAGACUCGGGAACAUUUGUUGCUGGCAAAGCAAGUGGGCAUAGAGCGUAUUGUGGUGUUCAUCAACAAGGCGGAUCUAGUUGACAACGAGGUGCUGGAAUUGGUAGAGAUUGAAAUGCGUGAAAUGCUGUCGGACUUUGGCUUCGAUGGCGUCAAUAGUCCAGUGAUAUGUGGCUCGGCGUUGCUAGCGUUGCGUGACGAUGUGUCCCCGUUUGGUGUGCCAGCAAUCGAGAAGCUGCUAGCGCACUGCGACUCGUAUAUACCAACGCCCACGCGGGAUACCCAAGCACCCUUUAUUUUACCCAUCGAUAACGCAUUUACGGUGCCAGGACGCGGAACUGUGGUCGUGGGAACUAUUAAGCGCGGCACCAUAGCCCGAAACGCGGACGCCGAUCUUCUUGGCUUCAGCCAGAAUUUGAAGACCAGCGUUAGUGAUAUACAAAUAUUCCGCAAGAGCGUGCCUCAGGCACUGGCCGGCGAUAAUGUGGGUGCCCUAUUGCGGGGCAUUAAAAUUUCAUCUGUGGAACGAGGCAUGCUGCUCUGCGCAACUGGCUCGGAGGAUAUAUCCAAUCACUUUGAGGGCUCCAUGUACCUGCUCUCACGUGCCGAAGGCGGACGCAGCAAGCCCAUGUUAUCCAAGUAUAUACAGCAGCUGUUCAGUAUGACAUGGAAUCAGCCAGCUCGCAUUGAUAUAAUUCCACAGGAGUCAAUGCUGAUGCCCGGCGAGCAUGGCCAGGUGCGUGUCACACUGCUGCGCAAGAUGGUUAUGACACCCGGCCAGCCCUUCACCAUACGCGAAAACGGAGCCACUGUGGCAACGGGCAUGAUAACUAACCGAUUGCCCUCCCUCGACCUGCCCAAGAAUAAACUGUCCAAGGCACCUGUUAUUUGCUAAUAGCUUUUAUUGACGGAUACAUGUGUAAAUCGCCUUUGUACAAUUCUCGGGUAUAAUUUCAUUGUACAUGUGUAUGUUUAUAUAUAAAUAUUUAUAUAUAACAUCAAAUAAAGGAUUUAUCAUAUAACAUUUCAAGCAAAUGCCAACAGUAAA